Messenger RNA from Pocillopora verrucosa, 1316 nucleotides. RefSeq names its product tight junction-associated protein 1. The record is from RefSeq and is a predicted model, not a curated record. NCBI's taxonomy places the organism in Eukaryota, Metazoa, Cnidaria, Anthozoa, Scleractinia, Pocilloporidae.
ACAACUGAUUGAAAUCGUGGUACGUGGGUAAUUUUGUUUUCAUUGAGCUCCAUGAUUAAAGCAGUCACGAGGAAGAUUUCUACGUUUGAAUCGCUGGGCAGUUGAUGACCUCUGAGGCUAUUCUCACAGCGAAAGACUGAGGACAAAGAUUAUAUCUGAUUUGUGAAGUCGAGUCAUUUUAUCAAUUAAAUGGACACGAAAGCAGAAAACACAGACGAAAAGUGUGACAUUUCUUCAGAAGCUUGUAAACAGUUAGAAUUAGAAAAUCAGGAAUUAAGAGAUAAAUUACAGAAGUUGGAAGAGCAAAUAGCAGGUAUACAUUCUAGUGAGAGAGCUGAUGUGUCAGUUGCAUCACCCAAAGAGAAGAAUGGUGAAAUACAGGAAACACCUGAUAAAGUGAAAGAAAAGAAGGGACAGGAUUUGAAAUUCUCCCCUGAGCAAGCAAGGAGACUAAAAGGAGACUAUGAUGAUGUUGUGAAGAAAAAUCAAGAGCUUGAAAGCAGAAUCCUCCAAAUGGCUAGCGAAAUGCAAACAGAGAAAGAGAAGUUUGAGGCAACAGUUGGGGCAAUGUCAAAGCAGUUAAUGGACUUUGUUGAGAAAAUGAACAAACUGGAGGUGGAAGCUAUGAAGUACAAGAGAGAUUGUUCAUUAGUGGUACAGCUUUUGAAGUGUAACCAGUCCCUGGACAGGAAGUUUGUUUCUCAAAAAAUGGAUACGUUACCAUCAGAACUGAAAGACAAGUUGACAACAGAGCUUGACCUUAAAGAAGAAAGACAACCUCUUAGCCAUCCAGACUGGAGCAAAAAACUCUGGAGAACAAAGAGCAUAGGGCCAACAAAUGCAAAAACAGAGCCACAGUCAAAGACUGUACGUACACCCAAGUUCAGUGAAUGAGGGAUAUCCAAAAGUAGUCCAUCCACAAACACUUUGAGCAUAGUUUGCAGAGUGCAUUAGAUUUAAGUCAUCAUAAUGAGCACUUGACACAAGUGAGAAUGUGCAUGUAGGUUUUUUAACUGAAAACUGAUUGAAUAGUUUAAAUUUUAAUUUUUUCAUGGCAGCUUUAUCAAGAUUUUAUUGCCAGAUAAAAUUUAGCAACUGACAGAUCUGGUCAAUAAAUUGUAUAAAUAUUUUUUUUAAGAAUGUAACAGCCAUCUGGCUAAGCCAGGUAACUCACUGUGUUUGUAAGUGUCCUGACCUAGAAACCCCCCCCCCCCCCCUAAAGAGCAUAGUAAAUUCCAGGGAGUUCACUAUGCAGUCUGCUGAGGGAAUUGAAGUUUGGAAGAGAAGAGUUUAAUAUUAGGAUAUUACAGGUGUUA